AUGCAACGUCUGUUUUUAUAUCCAGUUAAUAACGAUGGUUUCUCUGUGCAAGUCCCUGUUCUCUGUCUUACUACAGUACUCUUUACGGCAGGAUGCGUGGAUGACAGUGUUUCUGAGUCGCACGUUCCCGCUGCUACUCAUCUUGUUAUGGAGCAUCUUAGGAAGACUGCAGGGGAGCAGGUGUACCAGCUCCGGGAUUUCGCACUUCUCUUAGACGGCUUCCCUCCUGAUGCAGUGGACGAACAAGAAAUAGCCAGCUUUGUGUGUACUUCGCUUCUGGUUAACCAGCCCCCGGAGUCCGUCGUUAAGGUUGUCAUCGGCUUUGACACCAAGCACUACGACGAGCAUGUGAAACUUUCCGAAAGCCUGAAAGAACGUCUCGAUACUCUUAAGGAUCGCAAUGAGUGCCUAACGAGGCUACACACGUGGAGAUCUAUUCCUGCGCCUCAUCCUGAAGAUAUUGUCUGGGAAAAUCUCAGCUUCUCGAGAGCCAAGAGAGUCCUUGUACAGGCUCUCCUGUGGGUUGUUGCCCUGGGACUGUGCACCGCCUCCUUCUGCAUUGCUGCUAUGCUGAUCAUCCUGAACAUCAGCUUGAAAAAUAAGGACUUUACGGGGACUGGAAUUGGCGUGAUUAAGCCAGUAGAAGAUUUGAUAAUGUCAAUAAACGGUAGCGCCAUACAAGAAGCUUUAAACGAUCCCGUAGGAUUCAUUUUAGCAAACUAUUUGCUUCCGUUUGAAAACCAGCUUGCACUGAAGCCCAAUAACACUUGA
Eimeria necatrix is the source of this 771-nucleotide messenger RNA. Its product is annotated as GTP-binding protein TypA, related, related. The record is from RefSeq and is a predicted model, not a curated record. NCBI's taxonomy places the organism in Eukaryota, Apicomplexa, Conoidasida, Eucoccidiorida, Eimeriidae. The transcript has 6 exons. Bases 1 to 771 code for a protein of 256 amino acids.